Messenger RNA from Styela clava, 2937 nucleotides. RefSeq lists its product as uncharacterized. The record is from RefSeq and is a predicted model, not a curated record. Gene Ontology annotation, molecular function: protein binding. Lineage: Eukaryota; Metazoa; Chordata; Ascidiacea; Stolidobranchia; Styelidae.
UUAUUUUAAAUACGUCGACAAAUGGAAGGACACAACUCUCAAAUAAUUCUGUCGAGAACGCUUGAAUUUUGCAAUCAUAAUAUAAUCGACGGACCGAAAAGAUUUAAAAUGUCAUAUAUCAUAUUGAUAUAUUCAAUUUUAAUUUUCAUAAUAUGCGGAUACGGGGAAGCUAAUCAACAGAAAAGAUACAUCAACCCGCGAAACACUAUUAUAGGGGAACAUUUAUUAAAAAGACUAUCAAAACAAAAAUUUGGCGACAGAUUCAGACGUGGAACCUAUGGACCAUGUCGUUGGAUACAACAUGAACAAAAAUUGGACUGUAAAUUGAAGAACAUUCGUUCACUAGGUGGACUAAAAAAGAUUUCUAAAAAAUCUGCAAGAAUAUUGGAUUUAAGGCAUUGCAAAAUAUCAAACGCAGAAGAAUUAAUUGCGGGUUUCAAAGCUAUGCCAUAUUUGAAUCAAAUAUUACUGGACUUUAAUAAUAUUGAUAAAGUUCCGGAAACCAUGUUUUCGUACAACAGAAAAUUACGUAUCAUAAGUUUACAUGGAAAUCGUAUAAAGGCAAUUCCAGAAAAGCUUUUUUAUAGAAACGUCAAUUUGGAAAUGCUACGUCUAUCUCGGAAUGAACUCACAACUUUGCCUCCAAAGUUCUUAUUUCGCAACAGAAAGUUAACUACAAUUGAACUAUGGGAAAAUGAUAUCAAAACAAUACCGCCAAGACUGUUUUGGAACAACCGAUUAUUGCAGUAUGUCAGCUUCAGUUGGAACAAAAUCAGAAAUCUUCCGCCAACGCUAUUUCAACGUAACACUAGAUUGCAUACAGUAAAACUAUAUAACAAUCAAUUGCGGUGCAUCUCUUCACGGCAAUUUGAAAAGAAUUACAGUUUGAAGAAGGUGAAUUUAGGCGUAAAUCAACUAGUAUCCCUGCCUACUCAAGUAUUUUGGCACAACCCAAAGUUGGAAGAUGUGAGAAUAUGGUCGAAUAAAAUGAACUGUUUACCAACAGGAGUUUUUGAUUUCAACAGAGGAUUGAGUUACGUCAAUUUGCUCGGACAAUCAGAGAGAAAAGGCCAAUUGAAAUACUUGCAGCGAGUAUUCAGAAGUGAACAAGAAGUUAUUAAACUCAAAAAAUCUUUGGAUAGAAGUAACACUGAAUGGUGCGAAGACAAAAGACCGUACGGGCAAUGCUUCUGGGACCAAGAUAAAAAAAUUUUUAAUUGCGAAAGUGCACUUCUCACAUCAUUGGAUACGUUGCCUCUGCCGUGUGACGUAGCACAUCUAAACCUAGCUAACAACAGAUUGGAAAAUAUGAAAAAAUUGGAGUCGGUGUUUCAAACUAUGCCGGAUCUUAUCACAAUCACGUUGUCAGAAAACAAGUUAAAUACGACCUCAGGCGAACUUUUCCAUGAUCUUAGACGUUUGGAAUCGGUCGAUCUGAGUCGGAAUGAUUUAAAAACCAUACCGUGGAAUUUGUUCCAACGCUCAUAUCGUCUGCGUGAAGUCGACCUCAGUCAAAAUUCCAUCUCGGAAAUACAUCACACAGCGUUACGGUCCUCGAGGGGAUUAAGGAAAGUAAAUCUUGGUCACAACUUAUGUGAAGAUGUUCCACGAGAUUUCUUUGUCAACAAUCCACAUUUAAAAGAGGUUUAUAUAAACGACAAUAAAAUUCCAGGAUUGCCAGAUGACUUAUUCAAGGCAAACAACAAAAUAGAAAAAUUGGAUUUAAGUUCAAACAAUUUGGAAUAUAUUUCAGCUUUAGUUCUAAAAAGUACACUUCAACUAAGAGAAAUCAAUUUGAAAGAAAAUCGUCUUAUUGAAUUGGAAGAAGACUUGUUUCGAAAUUUACUUUAUUUACAAACUGUGGAUCUGAGCAACAACUAUAUUGAAUUUCUUCCCGAAGAUAUCUUUAAAGAAAAUGAAAAUUUGCGAAGAGUCUAUUUAAACGGAAAUCAACUUUACAAAGUUAAUCAGCAUUUAUUCGACAACAAUCCAUUUUUGAAUUUUGUUUCGCUCGAUGCAAAUUUUCUAGCAGAUGUUCCAGAAAAUAUGUUUAGUGAGAAUAAACAAUUAGAAGCCUUAGGACUUCAACAUAAUUGUAUUUCGACAUUACCAGAGAAUCUUCUGCAAAACACACCGAGACUUCGAGAAAUAAGCUUGCGAGGCAAUCCAACUUUACCUUGGGAUAUAAGAAGAGUUUUUGAGGGAAAGGAGGAAAUAAGUGAUUUACGGAAAAAAUUAAAACAUCUCGGUGAAGAACCGGAGGAAUCUUCUUGGCCAACAGAAGAAAGCGAGGAAAGACCAACUGCCUCGUUUGUGGAAAGAGAAACUGAAAAUGUCCGAGGAGGACGAAAAACAGGAAACAGAAAUCCUAAACAGACAAUAGAGGGAAAAUACAUUGGCCAUAUUCCUGUUGAAAAACUGCGCGAUGCACCUAAGCCAACAAAAGUAUCUGAUAAUCCGCAAGAGACAACAAAUUCUAUAGGAGCCGAAGAAGUUGAUUUUGUUAGGCCGGAAUACAGAAGAGAUGGUCCAGAUAAUUCGGAAGAAAAUAGCAGAAAGAGGAGAAGUCUGUACCAUCCAAAACACGAUAGAAGAAAAAGAGAAAUUGAAGUUUCCAGAGAUUUUGAAGGAAUGGUAAUGAAUGUUGACGAAGAAAGCCUUGAGGCAGUUUGUAUGAGAGUGUGGAAAAAGAACGGCCUGAUUUAAAAUCGGGGUUAUAUAUAUAUAUAUAUAUUUGCACUUACUGUUUAGGCAGGCUUUGAGUAAAAAUAUUAUAAAGUUGACAGGAAAAGUAUCUAAAUUUUGCUAUUCUUUAAUAGCUAUAUUUACACAAAUACCAGAGUUUGCGUGUUUUUGACAAUGUCGAAUUUAGAAUGUUUGAAAAUAUUCGUAACUGUGUGUUUCACUUAAACUAAUGUUCACUUAUUUGCAAUAUUU